Molecule: messenger RNA, 1059 nt
Organism: Ostreococcus tauri
Lineage: Eukaryota; Viridiplantae; Chlorophyta; Mamiellophyceae; Mamiellales; Bathycoccaceae
Product: Ribonuclease H-like domain
Exons: 1
Coding region: 1-1059 (352 amino acids)
Biological process (GO): nucleobase-containing compound metabolic process
Molecular function (GO): nucleic acid binding; 3'-5' exonuclease activity
Source: RefSeq, a predicted model, not a curated record
AUGGGGAACAAGGCGCGGUUGACGUGUGAGCGAUGCGCGGUGGCGUUCAAGAAGACGAGCGGCGGGUCGGUGAGAUUUUGUAAGACGUGCGCGGCGACGGCUGGAGCGCUCGAGUCGGCGGACGACGGCGCGUUGAUCGGAUUUGCUCGCGAUGACGUCGUCGGUGGUUGCGCAGACGAAAACAACGACGAGUCCAUGCGUCGCGCCGCGCGCGUUGGCGCCGGUGGCGUCGGAAAAAAGAAGAAAAAGGCGAAGAAGAAGGCGGCGAGCGGGCCAAACGUGAGGUCGGAUCCUAUGUGUUUGGAGAUUUUGGAUCGACUUGACGCGUCGUGCGUGCUAAUCGACGACACUAACGCAGAUACGGUGCUGAAGACGUGCGUGGAGGCGAUGCGAGAGGCGGACGUCGUUGCAGUAGACUGUGAAGGUGUCAUGAUGUCUCGCACGGGACCCAUCACGGUGCUCCAGUGCGCGACGCGAGAUAAAAUUUAUUUGAUCGAUAUCCAAGCUCUUGGCGUUAAGGCGUUCGGCGCGCGCGGCUCUGGUGGGAUGCGCGAUCUACUGGAAUCUCGCGAAGCGCCGUUGAAGCUGAUGUUCGAUUGUAGGAUGGAUUCAGACGCUCUGUUUCAUCAGUACGACGUGCGGUUGGAAAACGUCAUGGACGUCCAAAUCUUAGAUUUGGCAACCAGAAGAGCGCUCGGGCUGAUGAUCGAUCGCGUGGCGGGAAUCGCAAAGUGCACGGACAAACAUCUCACCGAAGCCGAGACCGCGGUCGCGGCCGAUCUGAAGGUGCGAGUGAGGAAGCUGUACGCAGUGGAGGAGUCUCAGCUGUGGGCGGAACGACCGCUAACCGAGGAUGCGCGUCGAUACGCCGCCCUCGACGUGUGGUUGCUCAUCAAACUGUACGAUAAAAUGAAGUUCGACCUGAGAGACGAUAAAGAUGAUUGGACCUCUCGCUCGCUCAAGGAGUCAGCCCGGCGCGUCUUGGAAUUCAGAGAGCUUGAGGUCGCGAUUCGCCAGGGAGUCUUUACGGAAGAAUCGACGGUGGCGCCGACGUUUUGA